AUGCGGCCAGUGGAGAUGUCUGCCAAGAAGCCUGUACCUUUUCUGCGACAAGUCAUCUCUGUUACGAAGAAGGUCCACAGAGACCCUCGAUUUGAUGACCUGUCUGGAGAGUAUAAGCCUGAGAUAUUUAUGAAGACUUAUAGCUUCCUGGACAGCAUCAAGAAGCAGGAGAAGGAGGUGAUGCUGUGUGCCUGUCCUUGGCCAGAAGAACCUGGCUUGGCAGGGCCAGCUUCUGCAAAGGCCUUUCACAGUGGAGGUGGCAGUCAUGCAGCUUUCUGCUCUCUUCUUCAGAUGGUUCAGAAGGAGCUGAAAAAAUGCCGGGACAUAGAGCAGAAGGAGAAACUCCAGCAGCUCCUGAACCGCAUGACACAACAAGAACAGGCACAGAAAAAACAGCAGAAAUUGAGGGAGAGGGAGCUGUCUUUGAAGAGACAACAGAGGGAAUUGGCCAAGCAGGGAAAGAAACCCUUCUUCCUAAAGAAAUCUGAGAAGCGGAAAAUGGAGCUAGCAGAGAAGUAUGCAGAGCUGAAGAGGAGUGGGAAGCUGGAGAGCUUCCUGAACAAGAAGAGGAAGAGGAAUGCCAUCAAAGACAAGCACCGUCUGCCCUCGCAGAAGAACCUGUGACUGCAGGACAGACAUGCUGUUGUCUGGUACUGGGACUCACUCUGCCCUGGCCAGGCCUGGCAGAUGGCCACCCCUCUUCCCAGUAUCUGCUGUUCACUGUACACUGGUGCUGUAAGGCAGCAGAGUGGAGCCUGAACUGAGGGAAAUGGCGCUUUUUGUAGCUGAAAUGUCCUCUUCACAUGUGGUUUACACUUUGCCUGGGCAGUGACAAGUCUUAUCAUGCAGAUGUACAUGGUGUUGACAGCUGUCUCUGUCCUUGCACCUGCUCUUCCUCUAGCUAGGAGAGCACAAGCCCUACCCUGCAUUGCUGGCUCUACUCCAGGUCUUACCAGACACCAGCUGAGGUGGGAAAGGACCCACAGUGCCUGCUCAGAGCAGGGCUAGCACUGACUUCAGACUAGGUUGCCCAGGGUCUCUUCAGUUCAGUGUGGGAAUGUCCAAGGACAGAUGUCAUCACCUCUCUUGGCCUCUGCUCCACUGCUUCAAGUUCUUAAGGUGAAACUUUUUCCCCCCUUGCCUCCUCCAGGAAAGCUGCCUGGUUUUAGUCUGUAGUCAUUGUCCUGUUCUCGGUGAAGUGCCUGGCUCCAUCUCCUCAGUAGCCUUCUCAUAGAUCUCUGGGGUGGGUGGCAAAGGGGUGCUAUUAGGUCUCCCCAAAGCCUUCUCCUCCUGAGUGAACAAACAUGGUCAGUUCCCUCAGCCUUUCCUUGCAGUGCUCCAGCCUCUGACAGCUUUCACCUCCUCGGCUGGAGUCAGCCCAGAGGACCAACAUCUGCCUUCUGGGGGCCCAGCCUGGGGGCAGUACCUGGCUGUAGUCUCACAGAUGCCGGGUAAAGGAGAGAGGGUCCCACCGCUCUGCUGGGUGGGGUCCCCUGGCCUGGCUGGCCUUCCUUGCAGCCAGGGCAUGCUGCUGACCGCUGCUGACAGUGCUCAGGUGCUGCUGCCCGGGGUCUCCAGCAGGGCUGCCUCUCUCGGCUUCUCAAGAUGGUCUCUGCAGGGCAUUAGUGCUUCUAGGAAACUGAUUCUAUAUGAAAUAAAAUACCUCAGCUUUCCUUUA
Molecule: messenger RNA, 1678 nt
Organism: Falco peregrinus (peregrine falcon)
Lineage: Eukaryota; Metazoa; Chordata; Aves; Falconiformes; Falconidae
Gene: RRP36
Product: ribosomal RNA processing 36
Exons: 5
Coding region: 1-624 (207 amino acids)
Biological process (GO): maturation of SSU-rRNA from tricistronic rRNA transcript (SSU-rRNA, 5.8S rRNA, LSU-rRNA)
Cellular component (GO): 90S preribosome; nucleolus
Source: RefSeq, a predicted model, not a curated record